This is a messenger RNA of Eruca vesicaria subsp. sativa (arugula), 1360 nucleotides long. The record is from the annotation of a GenBank genome assembly. Lineage: Eukaryota; Viridiplantae; Streptophyta; Magnoliopsida; Brassicales; Brassicaceae.
AUGCAGAGCCCUAAAACAGAGGAGGAGGAGGAAGGUUGGAGGAAGAAGAAGUGGCCGUGUAUGAAAGCCACUCAGUUACAAGAGUUUAAAAUGCAAGCUUUGGUUUAUAGAUACAUAGAAGCUGGUCUUCGCGUGCCUCAUCAUCUUGUGGUGCCUAUUUGGAAGAGUCUUGCUCACUCUUCUUCUUCCUCUAGUUACCUUAUCCACCACAACCAUCACUCUUCUUCCCUGUUAAAUGAUAAGGUGGACCCUGAGCCCACAAGGUGCAGGAGAACAGAUGGGAAGAAAUGGAGGUGUAGUAACAAAGUCCUCCAGUUUCAGAAGUACUGUGAACGGCACAUGCAUAGAGGCCGUAAACGUUCAAGAAAGCUUGUGGAAUCUUCUUACGACGAUGUUGCUUCGUCUUUUGCUUUAACCAAACGUGACAACACUGAUGGUUUGGACAGUAGUAAUGAGAGUCAGAGUGUAUCUCAUGGGACAAUGUCGGUUUCUACUAAUGCUCAGGUUGUCACCAUUGCUUCACUUCCUAGUGCCAGAGUCUGUGAUAACAUCACUCGUCCAUCUCUAGUCAUCACCGAGCCCACAAACAAAAGUGUGAGUAAUCACGAUAGGAGCACGGACAUGAGUUAUGAUGACGUCAUCAAACAAAGAGGUGCGACUUUGAGUGUUAGAGGUUUUCCCGUUCAAGGUUCUGAGAGGUUACAUUCUGUUCAGAAGUUCUUCCCUGAGGCAUCUGAUAAUUCCUUAGAAGCUACAAAAUUCUCAAGCAACAGGAAGAAUGAGAUCAUUGCAAGAAGCAGAGAAUGGAAGAACAUGAAUGUUAAUGGCGGUGGCUUGUUUCCUGUCAUCCACUUUUCUCCAGACACUGUUCUUGAAGAUCGUGGUGGGUUUGGUUUACACAGAGUUGAAACAGACAAUGAGCCGGGAAGGUGCCGAAGAACAGAUGGGAAGAAGUGGAGAUGCAGCAAAGAUGUAUUGUCUGGGCAGAAAUACUGUGAUAAGCACAUGCAUAGAGGUAUUAAGAAGAAACGUCCAGUAGAAACUGGUCACUCACAUGAGAAUGCUGGUUUUAUCCGAGAAACCGUGAGACCAGAUGACAGAUCUGUUUCUUGCAAAGAUGGAGAGCUCCCUGUUUCAGGUUUGGGAACUCCACUGUCCCGAGUUUCAGAUGAGAAGAACACUACUAGUUGCAGCACCGACACCACCAUCACUGACAUAGCUUUAAGGGGGGAAGAAGACAACGAGGAGGAGGUCUUGUCAUUGUGUUCUUCAGCAGUUUAAAAGCAUAGAAAAAGUUGUUGAGCUUCUAAUGUUUCUGAUGUUUUCUAUCUAUGGAUCCUUCUUAAUAUGAUGUUGAGAA